Molecule: messenger RNA, 393 nt
Organism: Caenorhabditis briggsae
Lineage: Eukaryota; Metazoa; Nematoda; Chromadorea; Rhabditida; Rhabditidae
Gene: Cbr-pax-1
Product: Protein CBR-PAX-1
Exons: 3
Coding region: 1-393 (130 amino acids)
Biological process (GO): regulation of transcription by RNA polymerase II; anatomical structure development
Molecular function (GO): RNA polymerase II cis-regulatory region sequence-specific DNA binding; DNA-binding transcription factor activity, RNA polymerase II-specific
Source: RefSeq, a predicted model, not a curated record
AUGAGAUGCAAGAUCGUUGAGCUCGCCAGACAAGGAACUCGGCCAUGCGACAUAUCCCGUCAACUAAAAAUCAGCCACGGGUGCGUUUCAAAAAUCUUGACUCGUUUCUCGGAAAACGGAUCUAUAAUGCCUGGAACGAUUGGAGGAUCCCGACCAAGAGUCACAACUCCAAAAGUUGUUGAAUACAUCAGAAGCCUGAAAAGAGCGGAUCCCGGAAUAUUUGCAUGGGAGAUACGCGAUCGUUUGAUCUCUGCGGAUAUUUGUGAUAGAGCGAACUUGCCGUCUGUCCCACAUCUUCCAACUCUCAAAUACGAUACAUCCGGAAUCAAUUGGCAGAGAGCCAACUCCACCAACAGCAACAAAAUUAUAUGGAGUAUAAUAAUAAUGAUUUAG